Peromyscus eremicus (cactus mouse) is the source of this 493-nucleotide messenger RNA. RefSeq names its product small ribosomal subunit protein eS25-like. The coding region runs from base 59 to 436 and encodes 125 amino acids. The transcript has a single exon. Gene Ontology annotation, molecular function: structural constituent of ribosome. Lineage: Eukaryota; Metazoa; Chordata; Mammalia; Rodentia; Cricetidae. Gene Ontology annotation, cellular component: cytosolic small ribosomal subunit. The record is from RefSeq and is a predicted model, not a curated record.
UUUUUUUCCGACAUCUUAGGGAGGCUGCAGUGGUCAUUGCCACUCUCCGAGCUACAUCAUGCCGCCCAAGGAUGACAAGAAGAAGAAAGAUGCCGGAAAGUCGGCCAAAAAAGACAAAGACCCAGUAAAUAAGUCUGGUGGCAAGGCCAAAAAGAAGAAGUGGUCCAAAGGCAAAGUUCGGGACAAGCUCAACAAUCUGGUCCUGUUUGACACAGCUACAUACAACAAACUCUGUAAGGAGGUUCCCAACUACAAGCUCAUCACUCCAGCUGUGGUCUCCGAGAGACUGAAGUUUCAAGGUUCUUUGGCCAGGGCAGCCCUUCAGGAGCUACUUAGUAAAGGACUCAUCAAGCUGUUUUCAAAGCACAAAGCCCAAGUAAUUUACACCAGAAACACAAAGGGUGGAGAUGCCCCAGCUGCUGGCGAAGAUGCUUGAACAGGUUCAAUCAGCUGUACAUUUGGAAAAAUAAAACUUUAUUAAAUCAAAAAAAAA